Molecule: messenger RNA, 3109 nt
Organism: Chilo suppressalis (striped riceborer)
Lineage: Eukaryota; Metazoa; Arthropoda; Insecta; Lepidoptera; Crambidae
Source: the annotation of a GenBank genome assembly
CGCUCGUCGAAAUCGCCGGCCGGCUGCCUGCGCUGCGACCGACCGCCAGUCGCAUACGAGCAGCUGCACAGCCACUACGCCACACGUUACAACAAGCAACCGCACCGGGGCGUGAAAAACUUUAUAUUGAAAAGAUUAAAAUACAUCCCGUGAAACAAAGUGAAGUGCGACAGUGCAGAUUGAGUGAUCCGCAAAAUCACCACCAGAUCCGACCAGCAUCUUAAAGUCAGCGAACGAAACGAAACGACAAUUUAAAUAUUUCCAACGAUUUGCACAAUAUCUACGAGGUGCAAGAGGUGUGAUGUCGUUGCUGACUUCUUCAAUUGAAAGGUCCUGAGAUCAAUUCAAGAUGUGGCUGCGGACUUACACAACUGUUCUCUCGGCUUGCUUGCUACUGGCUCCAUCUUUGGCCAGUUUGUGCCCUGGUGGCUGUGUCUGCAGCACUACUCGUGAUGGACUCCAUCGCGCUACCUGCAGUAAUCUUGCUGAACUCUAUAAAUACACUCUCAGGCAGAAACACCACAACAUCAACAUUUUGGAUCUGUCACACAAUAACAUCACUAAGCUAACCCAUGAGCUUGAUCGUCUAACAGAGGUCGUUAUUGUGGAUUUAUCGACGAAUGGUAUUACUGAAGUACAUAAAUUCCUUCAUAAUGCAAAAAAAUUAGUUCAUCUGAACUUAGCUCAUAACAGAAUACAAACACUAUCAGUUUCCCAUUUGCCAAAGAGCGUCAGUUCUCUAGAUUUAUCUAAUAAUCUGUUGCGAGAUGUGCCUUCGAAUUUGGAACACCUGGCUAGCUUGGAACACCUAGAACUUACAGGUAACCCGUUGAAUUGUUCAUGUGAAAACAUAAUAGCACGAGACCGCUUGCUUCUUGCAAACGUUUUUAUUGAUAAAGUCGAAUGUGCUUUUCCUAUAAAACUUAAGAGUCGUUCUUGGUUAGAACUUAAAACAAAAGAUAUAUGUAAACAGAAAAGUGAACCGAAGUAUCUAGAUAUGAUGAUGGGUGAUCAACCUAUUAAUGCAAUACAAAUUGGUGAACAAGCAUCUGUUUUAAAAUCCAAGUCAUUAGUCUCAAAUAGUGAUUUAGAUGUCGGUGCCGUAAUAUUGGGCCAAACAUCUGAAGAUGAUGAUAAUAAUCUGUAUAUGAAAGUUGAUCGUUCACGUCGAUCUACGCCAAGAUUUGAUACAAUUGAAGGAUCGGGAGAGUUUGAAUCUUCAACGAUUCACGAUGAGAUAGAACCUCUGCAGAACGUUAAACAUAUCGCUGCGAUCAUGAGAUCAGAUGAAGUUAUACCUGAUAAUCAUGAACAUAAUACAGAAGAUACUUUGGAAGGUUCUGGUCAAGGAUCUGGUUCAGGUGAUAUCCCUGUAUUUAUCGAAGAUAGUGAUGAAUCCACAGUUACAGAAACAAUGGAACAGGUUACGAUUACUCCAGUAUCAGAAUUUAUCCCUGCACCGGUGGAAAGGAUUCCCGAUGAAGUAAAUUUAUCUUCAACUGAAUUUCCAAUGCCUAGAGCACCAUCAGUUUACAAGGGGGACCCUGAUUGGUAUCUGAAAACAGAGUCUCCAGAUGUUACUGAGUUUGUAACACCAGUUUCACGAGAUACGACAAUUUCAGAGCAUAUAAGAGUAACACAAGCUUCAGAAAAUCUCGGUGCAGCUUCAACAGUAAAUAAAACCCCUCCUCAUAAAACUGGAACUUAUGUUUGUAUAGCUAUAAUUGUGGUUCUAUUAGUUGGUCUUAUUGCGUUUGCAAUAAUUAAAGGGCAGAUGAGAAAGCGUCGAGAUAGAAGACUAUUAAGACAGCAGAAACCAGAUGUAGAAAAAGCAUCAAAAGAAAUGGUUGAUAUGAAUAAGUCUUUAUUAGGCAAACCUGCUGCUGAGCCUCCUAUUGAAAAGAAAAUAAAUGGUAAAUAUGAAUUAGUACCAACCCAUGAGGCGCCACUUAAAAAAACUGAAAAUGGUGAUAUGCCUAAUGGAAAAACAUAUAAUGACAAUAAUGAUAGUAGAACUGGUAGCCCCAGAGACUCGAAUCAAAAUAAAAGUAGUUCAAAAGACAAUAACUUAGCAGAAGACAAUCGCUUACCACUUCAAGAAACGUCAUUUGAAUCUUCACCAGACUUUCAAAAAGAUACUAGUUCUCUUUCGAGUGUGGAAAUUUUUGUGCCUACAAUAGAUGAUGAUAACCCAAAGUUAAAUGGUAACAUUGAUCCUGAUCUAUAUGCAAAUGCAUCCCAGCCUUUAAUUAAUGGGGACCAAAAUACGGAUUCAGAUUUCUUGUCACCUACACGAGAAUAUGUACCAGUUUAUUCGCCCGAUAUGGGAAGGGUUCGUAUAAAGAUGGCCGAAACUCCUAAGCCUAAAACACCAGUUCUAGUCACCAGGAGUAAGUCAAAUGCUGGAGAUAUCAUUAUAACUCCAAUGGACGCUAAUAACACAAGAAAAUCUACCACUUGAAAUCAGGUCUCAUAUUAAGGACUAACGGAGUAAGUAGUUAGUGUGCGAAUAUAAAUUGGUGUCAAACAAGAAUACUUCACUAUUGGCUAAAUUCUGUGAUUAUUGUGUGCAUAUUCCAAGGGAUUCUUUUACGAAGGACUGAAUAGUACUGUAUGAAUGUUGUGUCUAGAAACUUUGCUGCCAAAGUGUGUAUGUAGUCGACAGUGCCUUUAUUUUAAUAUUUUAUUAGUAUAAAUAUUUAUGAAAGUAUAAUAAUUGUGAAAUAAGUAAGAAAUAUUUUUAUACGUGUAAAAGUGUUGCCAUGUUCAUGAUAGUAAUAAAGGUGUUUCUUUAGUAAUUUUACUACGAAAACGUUUACGAUUUGGCCGAUGCACUAUUUCCAAAUGUUUACUGUCAAAAUACAAUUAUUUGUAUCAAAUCCUAGUACUAUUUUCCACUUGAUAGAAAAUAUAUGGUUGUGUACUUACCCGCAAAAGAAAUAUAUGAAGUUUUUGAACAACGAAAUAAGAAUUAAUGAUCAGUCUAUAUUUAUUAUCUCAGCGUAUAUGUAUAUUAUAGAGGUCACUUCUAUAGUCUGGCUAAACGUAAGUUCCUCUCUAAGUAAUUUUAUUGAUUAAUUUUAAGAACGUGAUACCAUUUAUUUUAAGC